UUUUAUCCCCGCCGGCCCGGUCUAUUUUGAAAACGAGGUGUUUUGUUGGUGAUUUUGUCUACAUUUAUGGAAUAAACUAAAAAUAGAACUUUAAAAGUUCUAUUGUUUGUAUUUAACUUUUAAUGAAAGGAUAGUUUCAAUAUAAAAUCAUAAUCUGAGUGGUAAUACUGCGGUGUGUUGUUCAUUGCUUUGACCUUCUCAAGGUGACCGACAGGCCACUGCUCAGAAGUUAAUCUACAGUCGGGGUUUCUGUGAUCUAACGGGCGGUCGACUGUUUCAUAAUUAAAAUGAGUGUUCAAUCGGAUAACGAUAAGCGAAAGCAGAUCUCUGUGCGAGGUAUCGUAGCUGUUGAGAAUGUAGGAGAGGUGAAGAAGGCGUUUAAUCGCCAUUUACACUAUACCUUGGUGAAGGAUCGUAAUGUUGCUACUCCGAGGGACUAUUACUUUGCUUUAGCACAUACGGUCAAGGACCAUCUUGUGUCCCGUUGGAUCAGGACCCAACAAUAUUACUAUGAAAAGGAUCCCAAGCGUGUCUACUAUCUAUCAUUGGAGUACUAUAUGGGCAGAUCACUUCAGAACACAAUGAUAAACCUGGGUAUCCAAGGAACUGUUGAUGAGGCUUUGUACCAGCUGGGUCUAGACAUAGAGGAGCUGGAAGAAUUAGAAGAGGAUGCUGGCCUGGGUAAUGGAGGCCUGGGACGUUUGGCUGCUUGCUUUCUUGACUCAAUGGCUACUUUAGGAUUGGCUGCUUAUGGUUAUGGUAUAAGGUACGAGUACGGCAUCUUCGCGCAGAAGAUCGAGAACGGUGAGCAGCAGGAGGAGCCUGAUGACUGGUUGCGUUACGGGAACCCCUGGGAGAAGGCACGCCCCGAGUUCAUGCUGCCGGUCAACUUCUACGGCAAGGUUGUCGACACCCCCGAGGGAAAGAAAUGGAUCGAUACACAGGUGGUGUUCGCGAUGCCGUACGACAACCCGAUCCCCGGGUAUAACAACAAUGUAGUCAACACCCUACGGCUCUGGUCUGCUAAGAGCCCCGUCGACUUCAACCUGCGCUUCUUCAAUUCCGGUGACUACAUCCAAGCCGUGCUUGACCGCAACGUGGCAGAGAACAUCUCCCGCGUGCUGUACCCCAACGACAACUUCUUCGAGGGCAAAGAGCUGCGACUGCGCCAGGAGUACUUCAUGUGCGCGGCCACGCUGCAGGACAUCAUCCGCCGCUUCAAGUUCUCCAAGUUCGGCUGCCGUGACGUCGUCCGCACAAAAUUCGAUAGCCUCCCAGAGAAAGUCGCCAUCCAACUAAACGACACCCAUCCGGCUCUUGCCAUCCCUGAGCUACUCAGAAUCCUAAUCGACGUCGAAAAAUUACCAUACGAUGAAGCCUGGAAUUUAGUCGUCAAGUGCUGCGCCUACACCAAUCAUACGGUACUUCCUGAGGCGCUCGAAAGGUGGCACUGCUCCAUGUUGGAAAACGUAUUGCCGCGGCACAUGGAGCUCAUCUACCAUAUUAACUUCCUCCAUUUGCAAGAGGUCGCGAAGCGCUGGCCGGGAGACAUGGACCGCAUGAGGCGGAUGUCUCUCAUCGAGGAGGAAGGGGACAAACGAGUCAACAUGGCUAACCUUUGUGUGGUUGGUUCGCAUGCGGUCAACGGCGUAGCCGCGAUCCACUCUGAGAUCCUUAAAGCGACAAUAUUCAAGGACUUCUUCGAGAUGUGGCCGGAAAAGUUCCAGAAUAAAACCAACGGUAUUACUCCCCGCCGCUGGCUGCUCCUGUGUAACCCUGGAUUGUCGGAUCUUAUUUGUGAUAAAAUUGGGGACGAAUGGACGGUGCACUUGGAGCAGUUGCAGCAGCUGAAGAAGUGGGCGAAGGACCCGGCGUUCCAGCGCGCGGUGAUGAAGGUGAAACAGGAGAACAAGCUGAAGCUCGCGGCGCUGAUCGAGCGCGACACUGGCGUUAGGAUUAACCCAGCCUCCAUGUUUGACAUCCAGGUGAAGCGCAUCCACGAGUACAAGCGGCAGUUGCUGAACAUUUUGCAUGUGAUAACGAUAUACAACCGCAUCAAACGCGAUCCAUCAGUGGCGGUGACCCCGCGCACGAUCAUGAUCGGCGGGAAGGCGGCCCCCGGGUACUACAUCGCUAAACAGAUCAUUGCGCUGGCCUGUGCCGUCGGCAACACUGUGAACAACGACCCGGAGGUGGGCGAUCGGCUGAAGCUAAUCUACUUGGAGAACUACCGCGUGACGCUCGCCGAGCGCAUCAUGCCUGCCGCCGACCUCAGCGAACAGAUUUCGACGGCUGGAACAGAAGCGUCAGGCACGGGCAACAUGAAGUUCAUGUUGAACGGCGCUCUCACCAUCGGCACCAUGGACGGCGCCAACGUCGAGAUGGCUGAGGAAGCCGGGGAAGACAACAUGUUCAUAUUCGGCAUGCGCGUCGAUGAUGUCGAGGCCUUGCAGAAGAAGGGGUACAACGCAUACGAGUUCUACGAGCGCAACCCGGAGCUGCGGCAGUGCAUCGAGCAGAUCCGGAGCGGGUUCUUCUCGUCCGGCGAGCCCGCGCGCUUCGCGCACCUCGCCGACGUGCUGCUGCACCACGACAGGUUCCUGCAUCUGGCCGACUAUGACGCCUACAUCGACGCGCAGCAGAAGGUCUCCGAGGUCUACCAGGACCAGGCCAAGUGGGCCGAGAUGGUGAUCCACAACAUCGCGUCUUCGGGCAAAUUCUCGUCCGACCGCACCAUCGCAGAGUACGCGCGGCAGAUCUGGGGCGUCGAGCCCACUUGGGAGAAACUCCCCAACCCCAGCGAAACUGCCUAAACUUUUCCCAAAUGCCGCUUAGUUCGCGACUGUAUUCGACAGAGUCUACGUGAUGAGAUUCUACGUGAGUUUAAAUUUAUACUUUUAUUGUAGUUAGCGCCAUCUAUGUAGCUAAACUAUUACUAUUUAUUGCUAACAUGUAUUUGAAUCUAAAUCAAUUUAGAAUUAGUUUGUAAUUAUUGUAGUAGACGAAAUCACAUUUUUAAAUACAACAAGUGUUGACUGGGCACUUAUGUCAACCACUACUAUAGUUUUGUUUCGAGCUAUCGAGACUAGCUAUUUUACUCAACGAUUACAAAAACCAAAUUUGGAUUUAACCUGCCUCUGAGAUUGAGAUUAUGAAUUAAGCCAUUUAAUAUUUUUACCUAUAAUCAACCAAAAACUAGUCAAUAAAAAUCACUAUUUGUCCAAAACAGAGGCUAAACUUUGAUUUCAAUCCUCGCGUAUUGAGAAGUACUCUUGAGAACUAAGUAGCAUACAAUAAUUAAAACGGUAGCUAUUUGCAAUGAUCUAUUUUUGUAUGAAUGAUUUACUUUUUAUUUUACAUUGAAAGAGUUAAGAUAAAAAUGUGUUGUCAAUUAUUUCAUUGAAGAACUAAUAAGUGUAUUUUUUUACAUCGAUUAACGUACUAUUUUUACGAAUAAUAUUAUUGUCUUGUCGAUUUAUUUAGGAGUACCUACAUAAAAAAAUUUAAACUUUAAUUGUACUCAGCAAAUUUAUAUUGCUAUCUUCCAACAGGUUGGAUUUCUAAAUCUUAAUAGUUUUUAUCAUUUUGUGAAGUUAAUCUAAGAACAUCUUUAAUUUUUUUUAAUAUUUUGUAACUAAUCAGGCAAAGCUAUUCGAUAGGGCUUGUAACUAACUAUUCCUUGCUGUGAAGUUUUACAUAGAUAAGGGAAUAAAUUUUGUAAGUUCUUUGGUAUAUAGAAUCCUAGACGUUUGAAGCGAAACCCUAAAUUCAUCUUUUUAAAUGUAACAUAUUUACAAAAAUAACAGAACUAUGAACCUCAAAAAAUAUAUCAUAGACAAUAUUCUGGUUUUUAUCAAGACAUCAUAUGAAAUCUUUAAUAAUUAUAUUUUUGGCAAGCAUUGUUUUGGCAAGUUAUAAAUUUUAUUUUGCAAUUAUCUCUAAUUCUUUAGGUUUUGCCAAGGAUUUUUUAGGUGAUUCAUAAACCAGAUUUCGCCCAUAAUGCCAAAAUAGAUGACUGUCACAAAGAUUUCAUUGUUACAGUGUUGUCAAGUAACGAAUUGUUUUAAAGUCACAAUAUUGUCUUAGAUAUUAUGAAGUGUAUUUUUAUAGAACAUUAAAUAAAUUUGAAUAAUAAAAUGUACUGCUUAUAGUACCGUUAACAAAUGUAGUAAAUAUUUUAUGUCUUUUGGAAUACUAAGUUUGGUAUUCCUAGCAUAUUUCUCUAUUAUUAUAAAAAUGAAAUUAUUAUAUAGUAAGUACUUUCUCUGUAUGGUAGAGUAUAAGGUUAAAAUGUCCGAUUUUAUUUCGUGCCAUAUUUUUUGUAAUCAUAUUUUCAAUACUAUUUUGUGAAAUGUACGAAACAGUUUGUUAUUGCCUCUAAAACAUAAUUUAUAUAAACGUUAAGUAACGCGAAAACACGUUGAUAUAUAUUUUAAAAUAUUAGAAUUAAUAGUCGUUAAAUGUAUGAAGUAGGCACCUAUUUAUUACUCUCUAUAAAUAAGAAUCAAUUUUAAUAUUUAUAAAUAGAUUAUUUUAAUGACAUAAAUUUGUUGUUAUACAGAUUAACAAAUUUGUUUCAAUAAAUAAUAUUAUCUUUCAUAA
This is a messenger RNA of Plodia interpunctella (Indianmeal moth), 4602 nucleotides long. It is a transcript of the gene Glyp, whose product is annotated as Glycogen phosphorylase. Lineage: Eukaryota; Metazoa; Arthropoda; Insecta; Lepidoptera; Pyralidae. The coding region runs from base 288 to 2813 and encodes 841 amino acids. Gene Ontology annotation, molecular function: pyridoxal phosphate binding; glycogen phosphorylase activity. Gene Ontology annotation, cellular component: cytoplasm. The transcript has 10 exons. The record is from RefSeq and is a predicted model, not a curated record. Gene Ontology annotation, biological process: glycogen catabolic process.